AAUCUGUCGUCUCUCUCUCACAGUUUCGAAAUCCUCUCGCAAUGGCUGACACUGAUACUCCUCCGCGUUUCUUUAAGGUUUUCAUCUCCCAUUUCAGCUCCAAUUCCAUGCUGAUCCCCAUUUCCUACUAUGAUGAACUUCCACCUCGUUUGCCCAAAACGGCGAUUCUCCAAGGAACUGGUGGAUGCUCAUGGAACGUGGCGAUGAAGAGGAAGCAAGAUGAGGUGUAUUUUGAACAAGGAUGGGUCAAAUUCGUUGAGGACAAUUCUCUCAGCGACGGAGACUUUCUGACCUUCGUCUAUAAUGGAGACCGCAUUUUCGAGGUCAGCAUCUAUGGCCCUGAUGGAUGUAAAGAGGUUAGAGCAGUCACUGAAGCUGACGACGACGAGGAAGAUAGCAGCAACGACACAGAUGCUAUUUCUGAAUCCGAGGUGGUCACUACAAUCCCGAGAAGCAAGAACAAAGGAAAGUCGAAAGUUGGAGUUGUGGAGGAGUCUGAUGACGACGAAGAAGACAGUAUUUAUACAGACACGGAAACAGAAACAGACACUGGUUUUCCAGGAAAGUCUAAAUUAACUGAAGAUGUGGAUGAUUCUGUAAAACUACAAAGGGAGAGAGUAAAGCCCAAGAUCAAAAAUCCAGAGGCAUAUUUGGAUAAUCCAAGGAAUAUAUAUUUUGAGACAGGCGUGAAGAAGAGGAUAUACGAGCUGUUGAUCCAUGCACAGUUAGUGAAAGACUAUUCCUUGAAGUUUGAAAAAAAUAUUUACUACAUAGACAAUCACAAAAACGGGAAGCUAGAAGCGAAAACAACAAUGUGGAAAGAUCAACGUGUGUAUAUCAAAAAAUGGCAGCGCAUAUGCAAAAGGAACAGUUUGAAGAAAGAAGAUGGCAUACUGUGUGAACUCUUUCGCAGGCAAGGUUUGGUUUAUGCAGUUAAAGUUCAUAUCAUCAGGGAAAAAGAUCUGUGAGCAAUUAUCAGUACUGAGUGAAGUGAGGACCUUGGAAAGUCGAUUUUAAGAGCUAAACAUUCACUUUCUUUUGAUUUGACAUUGUUGACUAC
Molecule: messenger RNA, 1060 nt
Organism: Eutrema salsugineum
Lineage: Eukaryota; Viridiplantae; Streptophyta; Magnoliopsida; Brassicales; Brassicaceae
Product: B3 domain-containing protein At4g34400
Exons: 5
Coding region: 42-968 (308 amino acids)
Molecular function (GO): DNA binding
Source: RefSeq, a predicted model, not a curated record